AUGGCCACAGCAGUGGAAUCUCCAAUGCCGUAUCCAGAGUCACCUCUGGAUUCAGAUGACAUUCCGUUUCCAUGUAAAGGCUGUGGAUUGAUCCUUGAAGAAGGCAAAGCAUUCGAGCUAGGCAUGAUUAUCCCUGGCAACAGAUGGCACAUCGAUUGCUUUCGCUGCAACACCUGCAACACCGCGCUCGACUCCGACGCAAACCUCUUGCUCCUCGGGGAUGGAUCUUUGAUUUGCAACAAUUGUACCUAUAGCUGCAGCAGUUGCGGCAACAAGAUUGAGGAUUUGGCCAUCUUGACAGGGGAUCAAGCCUUUUGUGCCAACUGCUUCAAAUGUCGAAAUUGCAAGAGAAAGAUUGAAAACUUGAGAUACGCGCGUACAUCACAAGGAAUCUUUUGCAUGGAUUGCCAUGAGGCCUUGAUGGCAAGGAGACGCAAGAAAUCAGCAAAGGGCGCAGCACAGCGAUCCAAACCCUCAAACAAUGCUCACUUGGAUAAGUCGCUCCCCGCGAUCCCUCCUCCAGAAGCUAGAAAAACGGCGUACGUGCCGGAGGAAUCGUCCCCGUACCUUGAAGGAUAUGUUGAAGCGCCUGGAGAUAUUCCGUCAGUCGCAAAAACGAUGAGGGAACUCCAGAGAGACGUUGACUCGCGACCUUCCACGGGUGACCAGACUCCCCCACGAGAUAUGCUCACUCUUCCCUCUACUACCUUCCGCAACAACAGGCAGUCUAUGAUGUCGCAGCGGUCUGAUCUCUCAGGAGGAGGCGGCGGCGGCGGCGGCGGCAGCGGAGAGGAGUUCUUGAUUCCUCUCGCCUUCGAUCCCACGCCACCAGCCUCGAACAAGUCCCCUGCGCCGUCGACUCAGAUCACGCCCCGUGUCGUCGAGGAAAGGCCUAAAGACUACUUUUCAAGUCGAUCGGCGCCCACAGCUCAACCCACUGUUGCUAAAUCGAACACAUCCAGCCCUCAUAUCGCCUACCAAGAGAAAGGACGACGGCUUUCACGUGAGCCGUCUGAGAAGAGUCGUUCAGGCGGGGAUGUAAGUAGGUCAGGCUCGCAGCGUCCUUCAUCCUACGUUCUGGCGGAGACGCCUCGACGCUCGCAAGAGUCUCCUCGCCUCUCGCAGCAGACUGCUCGUACCAACGAAUCUGCAUCCACCGAGAGAUUUAGACUUCAGGAUGCACCGAUAAGAAGAAAGGCGCCCGGCUCGACUACUACCUCACGGUCGGGGGCGUCCACGCCUCGUGCAGACCUACCUACGGAUCCUAUCGAGCAAUUCACCUCGUCUAGACCUCCUGCUCCCGCAGAUGUGAACUCACCCUCCGACCCGGGUCUCGCGACUCCGAACGUCUCCGAUGACUCGAGUCCAGCGAUGACAGACGAGUCGCCCAAGCAUGCACAAUUGCCUUCGACUUCACUUCUGCAAAAUUUGCCCAAGCGCGGCGAUUCUUUGGACAGCGCGAAGCGUACCCAGACGAUACCGAGAAAAGAGCUGAACUCUGCCGCGAACAAACCUUCGAGUCUUAGCGCCACAGUCAAUGGGGCAUCACCUGUCCCGAGAUCUUCAAUGCCGCCUGCUGAGCUCGCCAGGGCUAAUGGGGGAAAGGUCAUUUCUGGCCCAAUUGGGUCUCCUAGUUCCAAGAGCAUCUUUGACACCGCGGACGAUUCCAUUAGCCAGACAGAUCUUCCAAGUGCUGGUCGGGCAGGCAAUGAGUCCUUCGUUGAUCCUCGAGCCCCUCCUCUGCCACCUUCAGAUCAUUCACGAUCGCGGAACGAGUCUUUCAGCACGUUAUACUCUGAGCACCCACGAACUUUGGAAGGACAGAAAUCACCUGGUCUCCCAAGAUAUUCUACCGGUGUUGAAUUCUCUAUGGACGAAGACAUGGCUCGGAUCAUGGGCAAUGACGAACCCAACGCACAUGAGUCCUUCCUAAAGAGAGUAUCGAAUUCUGUCCGCCACGGUCGCAGUUACAGCGACAAGACUGGACGUCUGUCUCGCGACCGAUGGCCCAGGUCCCCUGCGGUUGGUCCUCCUGGCAUUGGCCAAGAGAUCAGUAGUCCUACCUCUGCGUCACCUGAGAAUCGGGAUGAGCUCGCUUGGUUCAAGAACGAGCUCCGCCGCGAGAGACAAAAGAAGAUUGAGCGGGAGAAGCGCAUAGCUGAACUCGAGGCUCAACUUGACUCAACGGCGAAUAUCAGACAAGUAAAUUCCGAAUUGAAGGAAAAGAGGUCGACGAUUGUCGUCCUUGACACGCAAAAGGAGAUUGUGGUUCGCGAACUUGAAGUCUUAACCGAACAUCUUGCCGUCGCAAAACGCAGUGGCGAACCAUUCGAUCUGUCCAAAUUGAGCAACGCAGUUCUUCGUGACUUUGCGGAAGCUCUAGAGAAGCUGAAAGAUUCUUUCGCCCCUCAGAUUGAAGAGUCAAUACAGAAGCGCAAUGAUCUGGUGGACGAAAUCGCCAAUCUAACGCAGAUGAAGGAUAAGAGUUUCAUGGAGUUCGAACAAUUAUCGUCAAAAAAUGCACAGUUGGCAGAACUCAACAACCAACUGGUUCAUCAAAUCCAAGGUCUCUAUAAAGCGAACUCGGGCGCUCAAGCCGCACAAGCCGAAGCGACUAAGCCUGCCAUGAAUGGCCUCGGUAUUUAUUCACACCACAAGGAGAAGUCGAACCUGUCUUUUGACUCUCGAGAGACACCGCGCAAUGCGUCAACCGACUUGACCACUAUUGAAUCAGCCACCACUUUGCAAGCCGGUGAAGCAGAGCCGGUGACCGUUCUUCAAGGUCCACAGAUGGUGAACAUCCGGAAAGGACAACCCAAAAAGUUCGACUGGAGGAAAGGACAAAAAGUUGCCAAGGGAGUGACUAAAGGCUUGAAGGGCGCUUUCUCGUCGACACAACAGAGUUACAGCCGAGAUUUGCAGUUUGCCGAGACUGGAGCUUACGGUGCGCAGCCUCUUGGUCAAGAAUACUCAAGCCUGCCAAAAUCGAACCCGGAGCCCGUAAAGCAAAGUGGCUUUGGCUUCUUUGGCAAUCAGAAGACCGCAACCAAGCCCAACGGCCUCUAUGCUUCACAGGUCAACACGAGCACGCCUUCAUUGCUUGUUGACGCUGCUACACAACUAUUCGGCUCUGACCUCGAGCAGCGGGCCGAGUUUGAAAAAACCGAUAUUCCCUCAAUUGUGAGGAGGUGUAUUGAAGAAGUAGAGUCGAGAGGCAUGGAUGUUGAAGGUAUCUAUCGCAAGUCAGGUGGAAACUCUCAAGUGCAACAAGUCAAGGAAUGGUUUGAGAACCCUUCGAAAGACUUCGACCUGUCUGACCCGGACCUCGAUAUUCAUGCCGUGACUUCGGGCCUGAAGCAAUACUUCAGACGGCUACCAACACCUUUGAUUACUUAUGACGUCUAUGACAAGCUGCUUGAUACGAUCAGCAUUGCAGAAAAGGAUGCCAGACUCGAAGGAAUGCAACGCGCACUAGAAGAUCUUCCUCGAGUGCAUUACGAUGUGUUGGAAUACCUCAUUCAACACCUUGCCAGAGUGGUAUUGCAAGAGAAAGAAAAUCUCAUGACCCCGAUGAACGUUGCUGUCGUCUUUGCACCUACCAUCAUGCGGCCGGAAAGUCUCAAUCGGGAGUUGAGUGACACUAAGAUGAAGAACGAGGCGGUCAUGUGGAUGGUUGAGAACUCCGACCGGCUUUUUGCAAAUUGA
Molecule: messenger RNA, 3705 nt
Organism: Exophiala spinifera
Lineage: Eukaryota; Fungi; Ascomycota; Eurotiomycetes; Chaetothyriales; Herpotrichiellaceae
Exons: 6
Coding region: 1-3705 (1234 amino acids)
Biological process (GO): regulation of GTPase activity; signal transduction
Cellular component (GO): cytoplasm
Source: RefSeq, a predicted model, not a curated record